Messenger RNA from Drosophila rhopaloa, 1395 nucleotides. Its product is annotated as lysosomal aspartic protease. NCBI's taxonomy places the organism in Eukaryota, Metazoa, Arthropoda, Insecta, Diptera, Drosophilidae. The transcript has a single exon. Bases 37 to 1248 code for a protein of 403 amino acids. The record is from RefSeq and is a predicted model, not a curated record. Gene Ontology annotation, cellular component: lysosome. Gene Ontology annotation, biological process: cell death; proteolysis. Gene Ontology annotation, molecular function: aspartic-type endopeptidase activity.
CCCAGUUAGUCGUGUUUGCCAUUCGCUACCGUGAACAUGGCUCGUUCCGUAAUAAUACCAAUUGCCUUUUUGGCCGGUAUUCUGCUCCUGGUGGGCGUGGCCAAUGCCGCCCUUAAUCGCAUACCCAUCCAGAGAUCGGAGCACUUCAAGCGCAGUCACAAAAAUAUUCAGGCGGAAAGGGAUUUUGUUCAGCAGAAGUACAAUCUAAACACCGUCAAUGGUUAUCCGAUGGAACAGCUAUCGAACUCUGAUAAUUAUCAGUACUAUGGAAAUAUAAGUAUUGGAUCGCCAGCGCAGUAUUUCCUGGUGCAAUUCGAUACGGGCUCCUCGAAUCUUUGGGUGCCCGGAAGUUCGUGCCAGGAUACCUCGUGUUUAAGCCAUCUGAGUUAUAACAAAACCCAGUCGAGUACUUAUGUGGCCAAUGGAACUGCCUUUUCGAUAACCUAUGGCACUGGCAGUGUUUCUGGCUAUCUAUCCGUGGAUUCUGUCGGCUUCGCUGGCCUGAUUGUCAAGAAUCAGACAUUUGGUGAGGUCACCACCGAGCAGGGAUCGAACUUCGCCUAUGCCCACUUCGAUGGUAUACUGGGUAUGGGCUUUCCCGCUUUGGCCGUGGAUGGAGUUACCCCGACAUUCCAGAAUAUGAUUACCCAAGGACUCGUGCAGAACUCCGUGUUUUCAUUUUUCCUGCGGGAUAAUGGCAGUACGGUUAACUAUGGCGGCGAACUAAUCCUGGGCGGUUCGGAUCCAUCGCUUUAUAGGGGCGAUCUUACCUAUGUGGAUGUCAUCCAGGCGGCCUAUUGGAAAUUCCAAACCGAUUCGAUCGCAGUCGGCGAUGUGAUUAUAAGCAUUAAUGAUGCAGCAAUUGCCGAUACAGGAACUUCCUUAAUUAUCGCCCCCGUUUCGGAGUACGAUGUGAUUGCAGCAAUUUUUAAUGCCAAUGCAAAUGGGUUAUUUGAGUGCCUGAAUUCCAUGCCAGAUCUGGUGAUCACCAUUAAUGGCGAGGUCUUUAGGAUUCCGGCCAAGUAUUAUGUCACCCAGGAGGGAAACUACUGUAUGCUGGGCAUUCAAUCGAUUAACCAGAACUUUUGGAUUUUUGGCGAUAUAUUUUUGGGACGUUUCUACACCGAAUUCGAUGUGGGCAAUCAACGACUGGGAUUUGCCCCGGUAAACUCCUCGGAUUCCGUAAAAAUCAUGGGUCUAUGGAACCUCUUUUUUGUGGCUUGUGUAGUGUGGAUGUUAAACAAAUGAUUUGUUUUCGGAGGGUUUCGAAAAAGUAUAUUUCUAAGAAAUCUUACCCUAAUAUGAAUCUUAAUAUUGUAAAACAUUUUUUUUUUCCAAAAGUAAAGUAAGCAGUGAAUGUACAAAAUUGAAAUAAAUUGAUAUUCAUAAAAGGUA